This is a messenger RNA of Pristis pectinata (smalltooth sawfish), 1803 nucleotides long. RefSeq names its product acetyl-CoA acetyltransferase 1 (gene acat1). The coding region runs from base 65 to 1348 and encodes 427 amino acids. Gene Ontology annotation, molecular function: acetyl-CoA C-acetyltransferase activity. Gene Ontology annotation, biological process: fatty acid beta-oxidation. The record is from RefSeq and is a predicted model, not a curated record. NCBI's taxonomy places the organism in Eukaryota, Metazoa, Chordata, Chondrichthyes, Rhinopristiformes, Pristidae. The transcript is spliced from 12 exons.
GCUCGCUGCUGAUUGGUCGUUGGAGGCAGACAGCUGAAGGUGAAGGAGGUUGCGGUUGUUUGCAAUGGCGGCUGCACGGUUGGCUUUUCUGACAACAUGGCGAGGUCAGCGGGGUGGCAGUGCGCCGUGGCUGCAGCUUUCAAAAUGUAAGCACAGGAGAUAUUCAUCAGGCACCACAUUAAAUGAGGUUGUCAUUGUAAGUGCAGCCAGAACCCCCAUUGGUUCAUUUAAAGGAUGCCUAUCUUCAUUAACAGCUACUCAGCUUGGUUCAAUUUCUAUAAAAGCUGCCAUUGAAAGAGCAGGGAUUCCUCCAGAAGAAGUGAAAGAAGUGUAUAUGGGCAAUGUUCUACAGGCUGGGGAGGGGCAAGCUCCUGCUAGGCAAUCUGCUCUUGGCGCAGGCUUACCAGUGUCCACACCUGCAACAACUGUCAACAAAGUCUGUGCAUCUGGAAUGAAAUCAAUCAUGCUUGCAGCGCAAAGUCUUAUGUGUGGACAUCAGGAAGUAAUGGUUGCUGGUGGUAUGGAGAGCAUGUCUAAUGUACCAUUUGUAAUGGGUAGAGAAACACCAGUUUAUGGAGGUGUAAAGUUGGAGGACCUAAUUGUAAAGGAUGGAUUAACAGAUGUCUACAAUAAAAUUCAUAUGGGGAACUGUGCUGAGAAUACUGCAAACAAGUUUAAUAUUUCGCGUGAAGAACAAGACGCUUAUGCAGUUGGUUCAUAUACUAAAAGCAAGGCAUCUUGGGAUUCACAAGUCAUGGCAAAAGAAGUGGUUCCAGUCAGUGUUCCUCAGAGAGGUAAACCAGAUCUUGUGAUCAGCGAAGAUGAAGAGUACAAACGUGUUGACUUCAAUAAAGUCCCAAAGAUCAAACCGGUCUUCCAGAAAGAAAACGGUACAAUUACAGCUGCCAAUGCAAGCACCAUAAAUGAUGGAGCUGCUGCUUUAGUGUUAAUGACAACAGAGGCUGCCAAAAGACUAAAUGUUGCUCCAAUGGCACGAAUUGUAGCAUUUGGGGAUGCCGCAGUUGAUCCAAUUGACUUUCCAAUUGCACCUGCUUUGGCUGUACCAAAGCUUCUGAAAAAAACAGGCAUAAAGAAGGAAGACAUUGCAAUGUGGGAGGUUAAUGAAGCAUUUAGUGUUGUUGUUCUAGCAAACAUCAAAAUGUUGGAGAUUGAUCCUCAAAAAGUUAAUAUCAAUGGUGGAGCAGUAUCUCUAGGUCAUCCCAUUGGGAUGUCUGGGACAAGAAUUGUUGGGCACAUGGCUUACAAUCUAAAGCCUGGAGAGUAUGGCCUAGCUGGAAUUUGUAAUGGAGGUGGUGGUGCUUCUUCAAUACUUAUUCAGCGAUUGUAAAAUGCUGACUGUCCUUUCUGAUGUGAUUCAAGGGUUAAGCUGCCAUACAAUACCACUGCGAUGAAUACGGCAAACAUAAUUAUGCAUAAUUGUUCAAAAUGUAUGCAUUUCUAUUGUCUAAAAAACAUCUCUGCAUUGGUGGCAAUAUUACUGAUUUACAGACGCACUGCAGAAAUAAUGUAAUGACAGCAACAUGUAUUUUUUUAAAUGUACUUGAAAUAUUCUGUCAAAGUGUAUCCCAUUUGAAAAUCAGUGUGGCCUUUCACAAUUUUGUUUUCUGAAACCAAACUAUAAAAGAUAUGGUGAUUUUUUUUUUAAAAAUCAAGUAUAUGCACAGGAGGUGGUUAUGAUUGAUCUAUACUGUGUGUGAUAAGACUGCAAUUUUAGAAAGUAACAUGAGCCUAAAUUGUAAAAUUCAACUCAUGAAUAAAUAAGUUGUAUGCAAACAGCACAAA